Phalaenopsis equestris is the source of this 893-nucleotide messenger RNA. Its product is annotated as cell division cycle protein 48 homolog. Gene Ontology annotation, molecular function: ATP hydrolysis activity; polyubiquitin modification-dependent protein binding; ATP binding. The coding region runs from base 52 to 642 and encodes 196 amino acids. Lineage: Eukaryota; Viridiplantae; Streptophyta; Magnoliopsida; Asparagales; Orchidaceae. Gene Ontology annotation, cellular component: nucleus; cytosol; VCP-NPL4-UFD1 AAA ATPase complex. The record is from RefSeq and is a predicted model, not a curated record. Gene Ontology annotation, biological process: autophagosome maturation; retrograde protein transport, ER to cytosol; mitotic spindle disassembly. The transcript has 2 exons.
GGUGAUGCCGGAGGUGCUGCUGAUAGAGUUCUGAAUCAACUUUUGACAGAGAUGGAUGGAAUGUCGGCUAAGAAAACUGUCUUCAUCAUUGGUGCUACCAAUAGACCUGACAUCAUAGAUCCAGCGUUGCUUAGGCCAGGGCGUCUUGAUCAGUUAAUUUAUAUUCCUCUUCCAGAUGAGGCUUCUCGUCACCAAAUUUUUAAAGCUUGUCUAAGGAAGUCCCCUGUAUCAAAAGAUGUUGACCUAUGGGCUCUUGCUAAGUAUACUCAAGGUUUCAGUGGUGCAGACAUUACUGAGAUUUGCCAGCGUGCUGUCAAAUAUGCCAUCAGGGAAAAUAUUGAAAAGGACAUUGAAAGGGAGAGGAGAGCCCGGGAGAACCCCGAAGCCAUGGAGGAAGAUGAAGGUGAUGAAGUUGCCGAGAUCAAAGCUGUUCACUUUGAAGAGUCGAUGAAGUAUGCUCGCAGGAGUGUAAGUGAUGCUGACAUACGCAAGUACCAAGCGUUUGCCCAGACUCUGCAGCAGUCGAGGGGAUUCGGGAGUGAGUUCCGCUUCGCAGAUCAUUCUGAUGCAGCCGCUGGGGCAGGAUCCGACCCAUUUGCAGCUUCCGGUGCAGCUGGAGAUGACGAUGACUUAUAUAGUUAAAAGCCAGCCAAACAUUAUUCCAAUGAGGUUAUCUUAUAUUAUAUGUUUUUAUUUUGUAGAUCUGGGUGACGUUCUGAAUGGGUGUGGAGAUUUACUCAGUUUGUCUGCCCAUUAGUUAACCGUUGUCACUCUUCCCUGAAAAACAUGUACUUUUCAUUUCAAGAAAAACAUGUACUUUUAUCUUUUGAUGCUUUAGCUGCCGAAUUAUAUUGAUCUUUUGUUAUAUGAUUUAAAGCUCACAUUGCAUCCUA